This is a messenger RNA of Synchiropus splendidus (mandarinfish), 5520 nucleotides long. RefSeq names its product zinc and ring finger 3 (gene znrf3). Gene Ontology annotation, biological process: negative regulation of canonical Wnt signaling pathway; ubiquitin-dependent protein catabolic process; Wnt receptor catabolic process. The record is from RefSeq and is a predicted model, not a curated record. Lineage: Eukaryota; Metazoa; Chordata; Actinopteri; Syngnathiformes; Callionymidae. The transcript is spliced from 8 exons. Bases 466 to 3078 code for a protein of 870 amino acids. Gene Ontology annotation, molecular function: frizzled binding; ubiquitin protein ligase activity.
CAGCCGGAGACUCCACAACCAGGAAGCGGAUUCCUCCGAGGAGAACCGGCCGCGCGCGCGCGCAGAGCAACGAACGCCAGAACCGGGUCAGACUUUUGUCUGCGACUGGAAAGUUUCGCGGCUCGGCGGAAGUUGCGGUGCUUCCUUAACUGAGGCGAGGGUGAGAACGAUCGGUGGGAGGGGAGAGAACCCUUUUGGGGGUGAGAGAGAGAAAAAAAAUCACGUGUUUAGAGAUCAAAGGAGAUCCGCUUUGUAGAGGAGGAGGAGGAAGAGGGGGAGGAGGGGUGAGAAAGAAAGAGGGAGACAGAGAGAGAGAGAGAGAGAGCGCAGUGUAAUUGACAAGCAGUGGUGAAAUAAACACGCUGCGGCUCCGGUUGCACAAUUCUCGCCGCUCUCCACGCAUCCAGCAGCCCCGACCCGAUUCACGAACCCGCCUGGAAUGAUGUUCCGAUCGGCGCCGGCGAGAUGAUGGUUCUACCGCGGAGAGGUGCUGGUGCCGGAGGAGGCUCGGAGCGUGUGUCGCUGGUGCUGCUGAUCCUGGUGUCGGCCGCCUCUCUCGGCACCGCCAAGGAUACCGCCUUUGUGGAAGUGGUUCUGUUCGAGUCCAGUCCCAAUGGAGAUUACACCACGUACACGACGGGAUUGCAGGGACGCUUCUCCAAAGCCGGAGCCACGAUCAGCGCGGAGGGGGAGAUCGUUCAAAUGCAUCCUCUGGGAUUAUGUAACAACAACGACGAGGAGGACCUGUACGAAUACGGCUGGGUUGGAGUCGUGAAGCUGGAGCAGCCCGAACUGGACCCCAGUUGCCUGACCGUGCUGGGAAAGGCGAAGAGAGCGGUGCAGAGAGGGGCGACAGCUGUGAUCUUCGACGUGUCCGAGAACCCCGACGCUAUCGACCAGCUGAACCAGGUGGGCGAGGACCCACUGAAGCGUCCGGUUGUCUACGUGAAGGGGAACGACGCCGUCAAGCUGAUGAACAUUGUCAACAAGCAGAAAGUGGCUCGAGCUCGGAUCCAGCACAGACCGCCCCGGCAGCCCACCGAAUACUUCGACAUGGGAAUCUUCCUGGCCUUCUUCGUGGUCGUGUCGCUGGUUUGCCUCAUCCUGCUCAUCAAGAUCAAACUCAAGCAGCGGCGGAGUCAGAGCUCCAUGAACAGGAUGGCCAUACAGGCGCUGGAGAAGAUGGAGACCCAGAAGUUCAAGGCCAAAGGGAAAGGUCUGCGGGAGAGCAGCUGCGGGACGUCGGACUCUCUGAGCAGCAGCUCCACGUCCGACUGCGCCAUCUGCCUGGAGAAGUACAUCGACGGGGAGGAGCUGCGCGUCAUCCCGUGUGCUCACAGGUUCCACAAGAAGUGCGUGGACCCGUGGCUGCUGCAGCACCACACCUGCCCGCACUGUCGACACAACAUCAUAGAACAGAAGAAGGGGAACCCGGGGCCGGCCUGCAUGGAUCCAGGAAACCCGCUCCACGGUCGCCAGCAGAGGGUGGUGCUGCCAGUCCACUAUCCCGGGCGAGUUCACCGCGCCGGACAGGUGACUGCGUACCCGACCAGGACCAGCAUGGACCCCCACGGCAACCCCAUCACCGUCCUCACUGUGGACCAGCACCCGGAUCCUCAGGGGCUGUACCCGCCGCAAUCGACGUCCGCCUUCCUCCGGAGCUACCACCCUGCCCUGCACCUGGACCACUCGAUGAACCCCCACCACUGUGGGCUGGAACACCGUGGCCCCCCCGCCUACCAGGCACAGCAUCACCCUGCCUUCAAGCGGCCCAAGUUUCACGGGCGCAACUUUUCCAGAGCAGCCUGCUUCUCCCAGUACGAGACCAUGUACCAGCACUACUAUUUCCAGGGUUUGACUUUCCCUCAGCAGCCUGAAGGUGGUGCUGGACCCACGGUAGCGGGACAUCUGGGUGGUGCGGCAGGGGCUCAUAAGGGCCACCACAGUAGAGCCUACCAGCAGGGACUCUUGUACCCCACAGUGGUGCACAUGGCACCUUCCACCUCAUCCAGAAUGGGGGACGGCGGCAGCUCUUCGGGCCUGAGCUGCUACCACGGCCACCGCUCUGUCUGCAGCGGCUACCUGGCUGACUGUCCAGGGAGCGACAGCAGCAGCAGCAGUUCGGGUCAGUGCCACUGCUCCUCCAGUGACUCCAUGUUGGACUGCACCGAGGUCAGUAACCAGGGGGUGUACGGCAGCUGCUCCACCUUCCGGAGCUCGCUCAGCAGCGACUACGACCCAUAUGUGUACCGGAGUCGAAGUCCAUGUCGGGGCUCUGCGGGGGAAGCAGGGAGUGCGGGGUGUGCGACGGCGCCCGCCGAGGACUCCUCCUCUUCUGCCCCCUCGGGACAUGACUGCCUCCAGCUUCCUUCAGGAGCUGCAGGCUACAGUUCGGGGGACCACCUCUCCAGUUGUAGUUUGGAGCCCAACUACAGCAGUCGCUCGUCACUGGAAACCCGGGAGAACGGCCACACCAGCACUACCUCAGGCGCCGUCUCGGAGGGCGCCAGCGCGGACAAGAUGAAGGGCUCGCAGGAGGACUCGGGGGACCUCAGUGCUGCCGCCUGUAGCUGCUGCUUCGAGGUUCUUCCCCCAAAGAUGGAGAGCAAAGGGUCGGACUGCGAGGCGCCGUCGGGGCGCUGCCAUCGGACCGCGGACUUUCAGAGCUCUAAGAACUACUUCACCUCGGAGCACAUGUGUCCUUCAUCGGAGCAGGUGGCCUAUGAUGGCCUCCCUUGCUGUUUCUACAAAGAGAUGAAGGUCCACCGGGCCGGGCCGGGACUGUACGCUGAGGACUAUGCCGUGAAUGUGCAGUACGCAGACUCGGACGUCUGCUCGGGACAGAGCUGCUGUGACCUCAACCAGAGGAUACCCAUAAUUCCCGAGGACACUGACUGUGAAACGGAGACGCACAGCAGUUUACUGCCCGACUGUGUGACUGUGGAGACCGAGACGUCGGAGCCCAGAGACGGUUGCUUCACCUCAGGACAGUCAGGAGGGCAGGACGAGGAGACCCGGGCUUUGUUCCGCCCACAGCUCCCCGCCAGCCCCUCCACAAAAGAGGCGGAGCUCCGCUGAACUUAUGCAUCUGGUACCGGAUCAGUCCAAUCAAUCAUUCAAACGUUGCCUUGUUCCAUCUUCUCUCCGUGUGCCGAAUGUUUUACCAGAACGUCUGUGGAUUUCUACUGAAAUGUCUUUUUCAUUUCUCGAAGUUCAUUCCCACCAUCCAAGGUGCUCAAACCAAAUCCGGCGCAUUCUUCUGUGAGGCCACAAACACGACUCGCAAACGUGCGCGCAGGAACGCCGUCGCCUGUUUGAUCCCGUCGCCGACUCGCGUCUUUGGAAACCAAAAGAUUGUGCGUUUAGUUUUUUUUUUUUUUCUAUCGGAGAGAAAGAUUUUAUCUACGAUCAGACGCGGAAAUGUGAAAACUCACACUGGUCUCUAUUUUGGAUACAAUUGUGGCCUCCUCGUACGAAAUGUGCCAGAGCAACACAGAGGCCUUAACGUCGCUAAGCUAAUUGUAGCAAUACGUCAAGACACGGCUGUUGGUCCCGCCCCGACCAAAGUGACUCGUGUCUCAGGGUCAGUGGAUUUCCUCAGAGACGGAGCGCUCUGAUUCUCUGUCUGUCGUUCGGAACCCCUCAUCGUGUCUCGGUCACGUACACCUCCCGCACUCUACACGACGUUGAAACGGAAUUGGACACCUUUAGCAUGCUAGCUGAUUCCGCUCACUAUAAACAGCGGCUUUUAAUGAGUUGCCUUUUGCAGCGCAAAUACUUUAGCUGCCACUGACUGUGGUGGGCUAUAAAAAUUUGUAAUAGGCAGGUAGCAACUGUCGCCACAACGAUUAGCUCUUGAGGAUGACUGGCAACAGUCUUUCUUUUUUUGUUUCUCAAAUUAAGAGUUUUUUGGACCGACAUCGCUCAGUUCCUGACUCUUCAACGUCGUGUCGAGUCUGUGUUUUCUUUCCCUCCGUGAGGCGCCACGCCUCCCCGGUUCUUACGAUUCUCGCCAAAGGAAAGGUUCAGAAGUGAGGCAGCGCCGGGCCAUCAAAGACCAAGAGAUUUAUUUUCAAAAUGAUCCAUAUUUAAAUAGAUGUCUAUGCUGUUCUUCCAGUCGAUCGUUUAUAUGAAAAAUAAUUUUAAAUUAAUAAAUUAACCAGUUAAAAGCCAGGGCUGCAACUGUGGUGCUCCUUCAGUCCAGGCUGUGCGGUGCAGCGUUUUAGUCUCAGUUUUUAGAUUUUUUUUUCCUUACAUAAAAGGCUGAAUUUAGAUCCUAUUAAAUAGAAGCUAACACACAUCGGUGAGCUACUUUAUUUGUUUCCUGUAUAACAACAUAAUUUUGUCGUAAACCUAUUUCCAGUACUUUAAAGCCUGGAAUAGCAGGACAGCUGAAAAAAGAUGCCUCACCUUGCUGGAACUGUACUGCCAGACUUUUGAUGAUAGUGGAGGCAUUUCCACCUUAGUCCUUCCGAUAAACACAAAGAGGAAAAACGUGUUUAUUGAAGAAGAACUUUUACUCACUAAUUCUACUUUAAAGAGUGAGGCGCAGCGAUUUGUUGCUCUUUCCAAGCCACUUUGUUUCAUUAUUUCCGUUGUUAAAUUCACAUUUUGAAUUCAGUUUUCGUCAAAUAAAAGAUUCUUAUCGCGACACUGUUAAUAGUUAACCGAACUGGAUUUCGUUGCUCCUCUAUUAAAGACAGUGCGGUCAAAGGGUUAACCCUUUAUUUCGUCCGCGAGUCUGGGAUGGCCCGAGCGCGCGCCGGCGGGUUCCACGAUGUACUGUGACUUUUCUUCGAUGUAACAAUGCAGUUUUCAUAUUGUGCCGUGCAUGAUGAUGACGCUCGCCUUCGUUUGUCCUGCAGACUGUUCCAUACUGUUUCUAUGAAAUAUUCACAACCGACACAACUAUUUAUGAUCCAGUCAGCAACUUUGAAUACUGCAAGUAACAUUUUGGGGUACUUGAGUCACUAUUUAAUUUUUGUAAUUGUUUCUAGCACUUAAGAUUUCAACUAUGUACAAACAAAUGAAUAUUUUUCAGAGUAAUUAUGUUUUACAGAGGCUGGAGACGAGUGUGUAUAUUUCUGCUCCUGUACAGGCGUCAUGAAUGGAAAUGUUCUCUGGAUAUUUAUUGACUAAUAUAUUUAUCUUUGUAAGCCAUGUCUUAUGUCUGACUGGAGGAAUCACUAACGUUGUACAUACAUGGUUAAUUGCACACGAUUAAAUCUUCUCUGACCAAAAAUCCAUUUUAAAAUUUAGUACUUCACCGUUUUGUAAUAAAGUGUACAAAGAUGUGUAAAAUAUACAGUUUUAUUCAAGUCGCUGGUCUUCGGCUCUUUUGUUUGUUGCGGUGACGCCGCCUCAGACUGUUGUUACAGUGAAGAGUCUCAUGUGUAUUAGCCUCAUUAUUCCUCAUCCGGACUCACUCCCAUCCUCACUCGUGAACAAAACCUUGAGGAGUCACAUGACCUCCUCCUGCUGCAGAAGUGUCCUAUAUUGAGGCGUAUUUAUGAUCCAAAU